CUCCUUCCGACUAAGAGGCUUGUAACGAGCAAAGGAUCCCCACGAUGAUCACUUGGUGCCAUAGAGAGGACUUCGCUCAGAGAUGGGAAGAAGAGGAGACGACAGAAGAAGAGGAGACGGCUGAUGAAGAAGACUCGACGUCAUGAAUAGGCGGAGAUCCUUAAAUUAGGAAGAAGAAGGAGAUCUGGUGUGGAGAUAGAAGAAAAAUAAUCUGGUCAAAGACAUAUCUUGAUAAGUACGUGAGCCAGAGUAUGAGAUUGGAUUUCCAAGAGUACUAGAGCUUGUUAAGGAGGUGAGGAAUCACUAAAAUUGUAUGAGAAUUAUAGUUUUGGCUCUGGUGAUUAUGAUUUGUUGUGCAUCUCAGUGUAAAAACAGAGGCUGCUGGUCAAAGUUGAUGCAAACGUUGCAACUGCUCGUUUGUCUUUUUAUUUGGGUUUGGGAACUUGAGUUGGAAACCAGAUUUUCUAUGUUAGCGUAAUGUCCUAAUUCCAAUAUUUGUUGGCUUGCUUAAUCUUGGGCGAUCAUGCUUAACUCGUUGAAAUGAUCAAAUAUUUUUUAGCUUUUGUAUAAAUAAAAUUGCUUUAAGUUAAUUGGCUUUCUUUUUUGUUGCUAGCAGAUUGGUUUGGAUGAUGUAUGUAUGCUUGAUCCAAAUACUAGCUGAACUUUUGAGAAUAUAUCCUUUGAGAACAUCACAAGAUGCGAAGGUGGACAAGGCAGAGAAGCUUAAUGGAGGAAGAAGUAGCAAAAGUGGUGGGUCGUUAGCAGAGGGGACACUAGGUUUAGAGUGGAGAAGGUCCAAGCUCUGGUGUGUGACUGGAAGAUGGAGACAACGUUGGAGUUCUCACGGUGUUGGUCGUGGUGUGGUGCAGAGCUAA
Eruca vesicaria subsp. sativa (arugula) is the source of this 875-nucleotide messenger RNA. The record is from the annotation of a GenBank genome assembly. Lineage: Eukaryota; Viridiplantae; Streptophyta; Magnoliopsida; Brassicales; Brassicaceae.